GAUGAUUUAUGGUUGGGUUGAUUGUACAUUUUGUAUCUCUUGCAUUGCUUGAUACUUGGUAGUUGCUAAUGCUAGCCCAUAACAUAACCACAGCGACGCUGCCACUGGCACUCCCAGACAGAGUCCCAGACAGAGACCACCUCGUUAAGUUCCAAACACUUUUCUUUAUGACAUUACAAACCAAACAACCGUAAUCCAAACUCAAUAAUGGUAGCUGGCAAGGUCAAGCUUCCAAUGCCCUUCCACAAGUCUCCUUCUCCCUCCCACCCUCCUCCUUCACCCUCCAAAUCCUCCUUCACGCGCGCCCUCGGCGCUUACUUCCCACGCUCCUCCGCUCAAGUCCAACCUCGCCCACCGGACGUCGCGGAGCUUCUCCGCCUCGUCGACGACCUCCGCGACCGAGAGUCCCGCCUCAAGACUCAGCUCCUCGAGCACAAGCUCCUCAAGCAGACUGCCGCCAUUGUCCCCCUCCUCGAGAAUGACAUCGUUUCCAGGGACGCUGAGAUUCUCUGCCAAGCCAACACAAUCCAAGACCUCCAGGCUGAGAAUCAGAGGUUGGCCAAGGAGCUCCAUGAACUCAGGCUCCGAAGCGAGCAAGAGAAGAGAGAGAAUGAGUGCAAGACCAAAGCAUUGGAGGAUGAGAUAGCUGAGCUCAAGAAGACUGCCUCCGAACAUGCAAAUGACCACGAUCUCUCUUCUUCUCAGAGGUUCCAUAAAUUUCUCAACAAGACUCUGAAGAAAACGGUGUCGUCGGAUCAAGGAAGCGGGAACCAGAAGCAGCUUCUAGAAUGUAGCGCUGCUGCUGCUGUUCUUGAGGAUUUUAAACCACAGGUGCCGGGAAGUGAAAAACACUCCGAGGAACUCCCUGACACUUUCACCAAUGCCGUCACAUCACGUCAGCCACGUGUUCCCAAACCGCCACCGAGACGAUCGUCGUCUUCGUCACCGCAUUCGCCCUUGACUGCUUCCCCUCAUUCUUCCACCUCGGACAAUCAUAAUGCGGGAACAGAGCAACCGAUUCAGCAACCUCCGAAAUUAGGGCCUCCUCCGCCUCCGCCCCCGCCAAAGGCUGCUGCUUCAAUGUCGUCCAAAACUGCUCCACCACCUCCUCCGCCGCCUCCAAAGGGGAGUAGAGCUGUCACCGCGAAAGUGACGAGGGUGCCAGAGGUGGUAGAAUUUUACCACACGUUGAUGAGGAGAGAACCAUCGCAACUCUCUCGACGCGAAUGCAGCUCCAACGGAAUCGUGGAGGCAGUGCCGGCUCCAGCAAAUGCACGUGACAUGAUUGGUGAGAUCGAGAACCGCUCUUCUCACUUGCUCGCGAUAAAAACCGAUGUGGAAACCCAAGCAGAUUUUAUCCGGUGCUUAAUUAAAGAAGUAGAGGAAGCAGCAUUUGCAGAUAUUGAAGAUGUUGUUCUUUUUGUUAAAUGGCUAGACGAUGAGCUCUCUUAUUUGGUGGAUGAACGAGCAGUGCUGAAACACUUCGAAUGGCCGGAGCAAAAGGCGGAUGCUUUGCGCGAGGCUGCGUUCGGAUACUGUGAUCUAAAGAAGCUGGAACGCGAGGCUUCAUCGUUCCGGGAUGAUCCAAGGCAGCCGUGUGGUCCAGCUCUGAAAAAGAUGCAAGCUCUCUUUGAUAAGUUGGAGCACGGGGUUUACAAUAUCUCAAGGAUGAGGGAGUCAGCAACAAAUAGAUACAAACUCUUCCGGAUACCACUUCAUUGGAUACUUGAUAGUGGCUUUGUGAGUCAGAUAAAGCUGGCAUCUGUGAAACUGGCAAUGAAGUACAUGAAGAGAGUCUCGGCUGAGCUUGAGACAGUUGGCGGUGGUCCUGAAGAAGAAGAGCUGAUUGUCCAAGGUGUAAGAUUCGCCUUCCGGGUACACCAGUUUGCUGGAGGUUUCGAUGUGGAGACAAUGAGAGCAUUCCAAGAAUUGAGAGAUAAAGCAAGGUCAGGCCACGUUCAGCAACAGAAAUUCCUUUGCAGGUCUGCAACAUGUUAGUGAUGAUCGACCAAACUCAGCUUCAGCCAAUUGCUGUAAAGAUAGUUACAUUUUGUUUUUGUCAAUAGAAUGCCAUCCAUUAAUAUUAAUUGGGAAACAAAGACACUGAAAAAACCAAUUUGUUUCCUCUCGGUUAUAUAUGCUCUAGUAGUUGUGAAUUCCCUCCAAACAAAACCCACUUCUUUAAGCUAGCGUUGUUUUGAGGUACUGAGAUUCAAAUUGAGAGAUUGAGAUUCAGUCUCGUAUUUGUUAGUUCAGAAAAUGGUACUAAAAUUUGUCUCUGUUUUCAAAAUUUCAGUAUUUCAGUACCUCCAAAAUUUAGGGACACAAGAGACUAAAAUUUUUAGAGAUGGAGAUUGAAACUUUAAUAACAUUUUAUACCUAAAAUAUCUUCAUUUCAAUUAAUUAAUUCCAAUUUUAUCCAAAUUAAAUUAAAAUUUCAUUCUCUUCACCAAAUGACUCAUUCAUUCCUAGUCCUUCACUUAACUAUCACGUGCAUGUACUAAUCGGCAGCGCUUGUUAGUUGUUACUUUACAAAUUUGUAUAGUUUAAAAAGUGAUAACCAUUAACCAUUAACUAAAUUUGUAUACUAUAAAUUUAUUUUUUUUCAAUUUAAAUUUUAAAAAAUAAUAAAAUAAAAACUAAUUAAUAGUGAAGACUCAAAUAAUAUGUACCUUUCCUAUUCACAUCACCAUGGUGAGUAUAAUAUUGAGUUGGGCCAUCAACAGGCCGAGGCCCAAGGUGAAAAUCCUGUUAUCCAGAGCAUGUUGAAACACUGAACUUUGGACCAAAACCCAAACAAUGCUGACCAAGAAGGAAGGCCUCAUUGAAGUAUGUCCAAAGAAAAAGAGGAAGACUCUGUUUUCUUCUCUGCCAAGACUCUUCUCCCAUCUCUGUUCCAGUCUUCCUCCUCCAUUAUGAAACAUUGUCUUGUUCCUCGUAUCGUGCCCCAUCCCUCGGACCACCCUCCUCUUUGUCUUCUUCCCUUUUCUAUGCAAUCGACGUGCUCUCAAGAUGCUCUAAGAUUCAUGGUACACGUUCUGUUUUUAUGAUAUUUUUAUAUUUGCCAAAUGUUAUGGGUUUGGUCACAUGUUUCCAAGAACCAAAACCAUCCAAUAGGCUAAGACCACGUGUUAAGAGAAUCGUAUAAAAUCUCAGAUUUUUCAUUUGGAACAAGAAUACAAAAUGAGUAAAGGACACCCUUUUGGAUGAUGAUAUGAUAAGUACACUUGUGAUCUUACGUUAUACAUUGUUCUAUCCUUGUAGUGUAGUAGUCCUACAAUUAUGAAUUUUAGCAUAUUGCAAUCAAGUUCUUUUUUAUUUUAUCUAUGUGUUGAUAACCAAAGCUUCUCAAAUCUCAACCAAACUUCCAUUCUAAGCUUCAUUUUGGUGGUUGAAAGGUUUCUGUCAAUGCUUCCGUGUAUCCCGGGGAUGUAGAUUCUGUGUAAAUACAAGCCCAAACAUGUCGCUAUAUUUGAUUCCGUGAAGAAAACGACCACUCAUAUUAAAUUUAACUUCAAUGCUAAAGUUCAAUAUCAUUCAGUGAAUUAGUUCAUAGUUCUUACAUAGCCUGGUAAGUACAUUUCUUGAUAUGCAAACAAUUUUGAUAACUCUAAGAAAGCUAUUCUGUUCUUGAAAUCUGUAGAUUAUUUUCUUGUCCUUCAUGAAUCGUAUAAUGUUACAGUUUAUAUGAUUUCAGCCCUUGGCAGUAUCUACGAGCCAAACAAGAAGAAAAUUCUGGUGUAAGGAUCUGUUUUGUUCACAUGCUGAGUGCUGCAUAUAGGAGCUGGUUCCAUGUAUCAGGCAACCCUGGGAGGCACCAAUGGCUGCAAUCAUUGCCUGCAUGAUCUCCACUAUAAGCAGAAGGGUGUGCAUCUUUUCUGAGCUGAGAGAGGAGUGUGAUGUCAAGUAGAUAAACCGGAGAAUUCAUGUUCUUGAGUAUUUUGGUCACUAUGUUGGUUGCAGGAGGUAGUCCUGCUGGAUAUGUUGACCCUGACAAUGGUUCAAGUUCACCACUACAGCUUUUCUUUGGUUCAUUCCAUUCCUUGCCUCUAUUUGAGUUCAAAGAAAUACAUAAAUUUCAGACUAGUGGGAGUUAAAAUCUGUUAGAGUAGUAGAGGAGUUACUUACUGAUAGUGAGUGGGAGAAAUGCCUUGAAAGAAGACUUUAGUUUUUGUAGGAUCAACAUUUUGAUCAACCCAUCUAGCCCAAGUGGUCAUACCCUUAGUGUAUGCCUCCAAACGGUCCAUGUCCUUAACUAGAUUGGGACCAUCUCUGAUAUAGUCCCAUCUGUCAAACACCAACAUUAGUCAAAAUUAGACCUCAAAAUUGCAAACCUUUUUAUUACUAUUGUCCACAUGCAUUUUGGACUCUUUCUAAGACUUUUAAUCACCACCCAUUCAUUAUUCUUAGGGUACUCUUGUCCAGCAAUACUUGUUUCUCUAAAUAUAGUGUUAUGGUGGAAGUUGAAGAAUAUAAAUAUGUAUACCCUUGAGAUUUUCCAGUGUGGGUCCACCAAUGCCAGGAAUUGAAAACCAACAUGUCCAUUCCUUGCCAUGCAUUCCCAGCAACAAUGGAGUCUAAUGUGAGAACCCGCCCAACGUUUUCUUUAACAAUGUCUACCAAAUAUGGGGUGCGGUAUAGCUGUAUGGUUACUCCGUAGUCCUGCACCACCAACCCCCCCUUCAAUGGCUCAGAUUCAUUUCAUAUUAUAAAUGCUAAACAACUAGCACUCACUUAUUACUUAUCCAUUCGGUUAUACAUUUCUAUAUUCUUGUUCAUGUAAAAUAUACUUAUAUUAUAUUA
Molecule: messenger RNA, 4803 nt
Organism: Arachis stenosperma
Lineage: Eukaryota; Viridiplantae; Streptophyta; Magnoliopsida; Fabales; Fabaceae
Product: protein CHUP1, chloroplastic-like
Exons: 6
Coding region: 208-1998 (596 amino acids)
Biological process (GO): chloroplast organization
Cellular component (GO): chloroplast outer membrane
Source: RefSeq, a predicted model, not a curated record